CGUGCUAGACAUUCCACCUUACUUAGAAAAUACACAUGGUAGGAUAAUUCAUGAUGUGACAUGCAAAGUACUAAUACAUUGUGUGAGACUUGAAUAAUAUUUCUCAAGAACACUUGCACUUUCUUUCAUUUCCAAUUUAAUAUAUAUUUCUACAUUUAAUACUAUUUUUAUCAUGGUAUAAGAGCCAAAUUCUUGAAAAAAUAGUGUAUUCCUGAUCACUCAAAAUUCCUGAAAAUAGUAUCUCUUAUCCUUUUAUCAAACAAUGGCGGUCGAUGCUGAGACCAAAGCUAACAGUCAAAAUUUCGAGGGCAUAGUGAUUGAUUCUAUGUCACCUUAUUUCAUUCAAUCUGGAGAUGAGCCCGGAGAUGUGUUCGUCACCUCAAUUUUACGUGACGGUAACUACGACGAUUGGCUCGAUGAGAUGAGUAAUGCCCUUUAUGCAAAAAAUAAGUUUGGCUUCGUGAAUGGUGAUAUUCCGAUGCCUAAAUCUGAUUCACCAUACCUCCCGCAUUGGCAACGAGCAAAUGCAAUGGUGAAUGCUUGGUUAAACAGUAGCAUGGACGUUGAACUUAGGCAAAGUGUGAAGUUCAAAACGGCCCGGGAGAUAUGGGUAGAUUUGCGAGAACGAUUUGAGAAGGAGAGUGCACCUCGAGCAUAUGAACUCCGAUGUAUCCUUGGUUCCACCCGGCAAGAAGGUCGGUCAAUAUCCGCCUACUUUAGCCGAUUAUGUCGUGUGUGGGAUGAGAUGGUAUACUAUCCAUCAACACUCAACCAAAAUGCUCAUGUGAGGGUCACUUGCAACAUCUCUAAACAAAUGACGGACUCUCGCGAUAGAGACCGACUUUACAAUUUUUUGAUGGGUCUAGAUGACGCUUACGGGCAACUAAAAAGCCAAAUUCUUGCUACUAGACCGGUUCCCACCCUCACUGCCGCAUAUCAUCUCGUCUCGGAAAACGAACAUCACCGAUCCAUUGCAUCCUCUCGCAAGCCGGGCACUGGUGGUGUGGCGUUCUUCACACGACCGAAGAUGGAAAUCACCCCAAGUCGACGUACAAACCCAAAAGAGGCUAGAAGCUGCUCCUAUAGUCCUAUUGUGGAAAAAUUAAUCACACGUAUAAAACGUGUUUUGAGAGGCUGGGAUAUCCUCCUAAUUGGAAUCUUAAGUCUAAAGUGAAUAAAAUAAUAAGAGGGAGUGGUGAACCCAACAUCUCUUUUCAACGGCCGAACAUAAGUCAAGAAAAAUUCAGCCAAUUUCCAACACGUGUUGCACACGUGUACAGCCAGCAAAAAUCUGAAUUUAUAUUAUCUGAUGUCCGGUUGCAACGAUUGGCCAAAUUUAUGAAAGAAGAAAUAAAGGACCCAACGUCCGACCAAUCCUCUUCUGGUGUCCAAAUUAAUAUGGCAAGUACAUCAUCAAGGCGUCGUGUUUGGAUAAUAGACUCCGGAGCAAGUGAACAUAUUAUUUGUAAUAAUGAUGGUCUCGUUGAUAUUCAAACACAUGCAUCAAUAAUCUGUCAAAAUUCCAAAUGGUGACACGGCUCAUGUCCAAGCUAUUGGAAGUUUGGAUUUAUUCAAAGGAUAGUUUUAUACAUCCGAAAUUUUAAUGCAACUUGCUCUCAGUUAAUCGCUUAAUAAGUGAUUUCAACUGCACACUCACAUUUUUU
This is a messenger RNA of Cuscuta europaea, 1664 nucleotides long. The record is from the annotation of a GenBank genome assembly. NCBI's taxonomy places the organism in Eukaryota, Viridiplantae, Streptophyta, Magnoliopsida, Solanales, Convolvulaceae.